AUUAUUUUAAAUUUAUAGACAUGAAAUAUACCGAUGAAGAUCUAAUAAGGUGUUUAACGAAAUUUAUUCGUGGAAUGCCUAUUGACUACGAUGAUAUUCCGUAUGUAGACUUAUACGGUGAUAAAGAGCCAGCUGAAUUAUUCCAAAAUUUAGGUAAUAAUCAUGUAAACUAUUUCUUUACUCAGUUAAAGAGAAAAGCGAUCAAGGGUAAAAACUUCAACAGAUCAAUUGUUGGAGGUCGCAAAUGGAAAGGACGAGACAAUAGUAAAGAAAUUUUGGACAAGGAAAGAUCACGAAUUGGGUAUAAGAAAACUUUUCGUUUUGAUGAAGAAAGUGGUAGUGAAGAUAAAGAAAUUGUAUACUGGAUUGUGAAAGAAUAUUGUCUUGAUAAAACUACAGUGGAUGUAUUAAGAGAAUGCGGUGAAAUAAGACAUGAAGACUUUGUAGUGUGUUUCAUUACAAAGAAAGUUAAUUUAUGCAAACAUCACCAAGAUACUUCUACAACAACUGAUAAUGUAGUUCCUGAUUGUGUCUUAAAUCUGUCCAGAGAUCAUGAUGAAUGGUUAUAUGGUGCAAAAAUUUGGCAGCUACCACCAUUGGAUGAAUCGUUUAAAGCCUUGACUGAUGAAGAAUUGAAUUACUUUGAUACGCCUGAUCCUGAAUAUCCUCACGCAUAUAUACAUGAGAAUAAGAAAUUAAAUUAGUGCUAAUUAGUUGUACAUUUAUUUUAGUCACUUCAAUUUGUAAAACUAUAUUAGCAAAUAUUCCUAUUGUUAUUUAAUGGAUCACAUCUAUUUAUAACUAAAUAGUUUUUUUUUUAUUUCGAUACUUAUAUUAGAGUUCGAUUGAAUUUAAAUUCACAUAAAAAAAUAUUUAUUGUGACAUAAAUACUAGCCAGAGCUAUAAAAAUAAAGACCACGUUAAUCUCAUGAUUGUGUUUGUUCAUAUAUCAAAAUCCCAGAUGGAGUUAUUGAAUCAAAUCACAGAAGAAUAUAAUUUGCACCUUUCAAAAAAUUAUCUCAAUCUGAAUUCACACCAUACAAAAAGUUGA
Molecule: messenger RNA, 1051 nt
Organism: Solanum lycopersicum (tomato)
Lineage: Eukaryota; Viridiplantae; Streptophyta; Magnoliopsida; Solanales; Solanaceae
Product: NAC domain-containing protein 1-like
Biological process (GO): regulation of DNA-templated transcription
Molecular function (GO): DNA binding
Source: RefSeq, a predicted model, not a curated record